AUGUUCCAUUACACCAGCUACGGCUCCUGCCGUCAUAUGGAUUUGGAGAUUGAUCAGAUGGUGGAAACAGUUCCACAAAUCAAUAAUCACAUUAUAAUUUUAGUGUCUGUUAAAAUUGUCAGGCUGGAAUCUGCUAAGAUCCAUGCAAGGGACUGCGAAGAUUCCAAGCGCUGGUUUCCAGGGUCUAAUCGAAAGUUGGGCUGCCCCGAAGCACACCAUCACAACCCCAGCACCAGUACCGCAAGAUCCUCGCCCAGGACUGUCCGCGGGGUCGCGUGGCGGGCGCAGCGGCCGCGCGGCGGGGGCCGCUGGCGCAAGGGCGGUGCUUCCGUCUCGACUCGUCUUCCUCUUCUUCAUCCUUUCAUUCGUCCUCGUGGUCUUCGUCUCAUCGUUAGACAUCCAUGUUUAGGCCUGUGCAAGCACCAUAUGGUUAAAGGAACCAUAUGA
Messenger RNA from Gryllus bimaculatus (two-spotted cricket), 447 nucleotides. NCBI's taxonomy places the organism in Eukaryota, Metazoa, Arthropoda, Insecta, Orthoptera, Gryllidae. The record is from the annotation of a GenBank genome assembly.